UUCUCCCCCCGCCCCCGCCCCCAUCACCAUCGCCCUGUCCUCGGUCUUCUCCUCCACUUCCAGCGAAGCCUGCUAUCCUCCUCGGGACUCGUGAGGGAACAAGAGAGAGAUGGCGGCUGCCACUCCCGUGCCCCCGGUCUUCUGCAAGCAGCAGCUAGUGCUUGUCCACGCCACCAAGCCUCCCCUGCCCCUUCUCGCGCGCCGCGCCGUCUCCGUCCGCGCCGCGCCGCCCCGCCAGCGCCAGCAACGCCCCCCUCCCAGGACCAAGCGGGUCGAUCCUCCUCCCAGGCCCGCCCGCCGUCCGCCGAGGGCCCCUCUGGACUACGACGACGACGACGAGGAGGAGGAGGAGGAGGGGAGGUUCGCUGGGGGCACCCGGGCCGCCUCCAUGCCCAAGCCGCCGGCCGGCUUCGUGCUUGACGACAAGGGCAGGUGCAUCGCUGCAGCAUCCAAGCGCAUCGUCACCAUCAUCGACGACGCCAACAACCGCCCCUUGGAGUGCAUAAUCAGGAGAGUCUUCCGGAGCUCGCAGGACCACGACUGCAUGCUUCUCUGCCCAGUUGACAUGCCUGUGCAGGUCCUCAAGAGCACAAAUUUCAGUGGCUGGAUAGCUGUUGACGACCACCAGCUCAAGCAAAUCAUUCCUUCUGUUGCCUAUGCCCUUGCAAGAGUGCAUAUGCACUUUGUCGAAAGCGGAAUCUUGCUCUCCGUUUCAGAUUCUGUUAUACAGCAAGGGGUGGCUUUUGCUUUCCUGAAGAAGCCAUUCAAGAGUUUCAUGGUAACCAAAAUUACAGAUUCCGGUGAUGGCGUUGAGGGGGUACCUUUCGAAGGUGUAGAGAUUUGCUGCUUCAAUUUGGAUGGUGCUCACUAUAUGAUUUAUACACCAGUUGAUCCUCUUCUGUUCGUCGCAGUCAAGGACAAGGAUGGUGUGCUACGCAUCGCUGAAGAUGAUUUGAUGGAUGACCCUGCAGUUGUUGAUGCCAUAGACGAAGAGACAGAAUUUACAGCUCUAGUGGAGGAGGAAGAGGCCCUUCUUGAAACGGUACUUGGUGAAAGGUGAUGAAUGGUAGGGAGGGGGUUCCUACAUGAAUUGGAAGAGGAGACCCAUGCUCCACUAGUCCACUCCACCAAGCAGUAGAAUGACGAAGCCCUAGUUGGUCCUGAAGAAGGGGAUGCCAAUUGCAGCUGCAAAAGUGCGUGUGCUUGCUUGGAUUGGAUUAUAUGUGCAGCAAAGCGCAAUUGAGCUGCCUACCCUAGGAUGGAUGAAGAUGUAAUGUUAAUCGUCAUGUGCUGCUGCCACUGCUCAUCGUCGUCUGUCAACUAGUGUAGUAUAGAAAGCUGCAAGGAGGCUUUUGUUUUGUUUUCUAAUCAAAUGAAUAGGACGACCAAAGCUAUUGCUGCUCUGCUGAUGACUUGAAUCAACCUAAUAAAAAUGAUCCAAUCUGAUAUCCCA
Messenger RNA from Panicum virgatum (switchgrass), 1453 nucleotides. RefSeq lists its product as uncharacterized. The transcript is spliced from 10 exons. NCBI's taxonomy places the organism in Eukaryota, Viridiplantae, Streptophyta, Magnoliopsida, Poales, Poaceae. Bases 110 to 1060 code for a protein of 316 amino acids. The record is from RefSeq and is a predicted model, not a curated record.